UUUCCGUCUGGGAGGGUGGUCAGGGGGGCGGUUAAUGUGGGGUUGCUUGGGAGAUGGUAUCGGACUUGUUGUGGGAAACAUGGGGAGAAAUGUAGUCGGCCGAGAUGGUUUGGAAAGGACCCCGAGUGGCCGGAGGGGCUGCGGUUGAUUGAUGUGCGCAGGAUGUGUAUUGUCGAUGCGCCUGAGGAGUGCCCCUAUUUCGCGCUGAGUUAUGUGUGGGGGGAUGAGGAGGACCCGUUCCAGACGACUCUGGCCCGGCUUCAUGCGAUGAAGGAUCCUGGGUUUUUGGAGGCGCAGGUCUUGCCGAAGACUAUUGUCGAUGCGAUGGUGUUGACUAGGGAGAUGGGCGUGGAUUACCUCUGGAUCGACAGACUUUGCGUCAUCCAGGACUCGGAUGCCGAUAAGGCGGUUCAGAUCCCGCAAAUGGACCUCGUGUAUUCUCACGCGACUAUGUCAAUUGUGGCAGCGUGUGGUACCGCGCUCGAUGGCCUGGCAGGUAUCAACGGCACCGAGCGCAUUAUCAAGCAGAAUAUAGCUCGUGUCGCCAAAGACGUAAGCUUGAUGGAUGUGUUACAUCUAGACCAAAGUCACGAAAACAGUCGAUGGAUGACCCGAGGGUGGACGUUCCAAGAAGGCCUCUGCUCCCGUCGGAUUCUAAUCAUAACAUCUGACCAGGUAUACUGGAGCUGCGAGACGUCCAAGUGCUGCGAGAGCAUCGCUUUCGAGGCCUUCCCCACGGCCGUCGCCCCUAAUGAUAUUAUCUUCAACGUGCUGACUGGACAUAAAGUCUUCGGGGAAGUAGGCGGAGGCCAAAAUUUCGCGUUCGGGGAGUUGGAUUCUAUGAUCCGGAGUUACUGUACGAGGAAACUCACCGUGCAGGCAGACGUUCUGGACGCGUUUACGGGCGUGUUAAGGAGAGUCGCGGUGAAUACGGGCCAUGAAUUUUACUGGGGCCACUCGGUCUCGAUGAGGUUCGACGAUAGUCUAGGGUGGGCGAACAUCGUCUGGUAUCCGGAUUCCGAGUGGGAAGCGCAGGAGAAGCCGGAACGCAGACGCGAAACACAUCGCGUGAGAUCGAGCGACGGGACCGUGCAUAAAGUGCGGUUCCCGAGUUGGUCUUGGCUGGGAUGGAAGAAUAUCCAGGGCGUGUCGCGCCCGGCGCCGAAGCAAGUCCUGGUUGAGCCGGAACUCCAGUUCAUGAAGCUCAGUUUGGACGGCAAGGCAGCUAAGUUGUGUUCUGCGAAAGAACAGAAACUCGAUUCUGUUAUGAAGCUCAAUAUGUGCGGUAUCGACCAGUCUACUUCGGCGGGCUGGAAAGGGGAUACUUCGAUUGAUCCCAGCCUCUUCCAUAUGGAUAACGAUGGCGAAUUUAGAGAUUCGGGCCAUCUGUUGUUCUGGACGAGCCACGCAGUGCUUGACGUCGAGGAUGGCAAGAUAUAUAACGAUGCGCGAGAAGAGGUCGGGGAGCUGAAGCCGUUCUGGCCAUACCAGAUGCAGAAACCGUCCGGGAAACAAUCGUUUAUUGUAAUGUCGCGAAAAUACAAUGACGACAACCUCAAAGUCCUCAAGGCGGAGAAGAGACUAAAUGCCUUGCUUGUUGAGUGGGAAGACAGGGAGAAGCGAGUUGCUUCUCGGAUCUGCGCUGCUGGGGUUGAUGAAGCUGCUUGGAUUGGGCUUGGAGAAAAGCGGGAGUGGAUCUUGGUCACUUUAACAUAGAUCCGAAGUUCUAAACAAAUUUUAAUUAACGCGUAUGUCCGUGGCCAUUCGUUUGGGAUGAACCGGCUACAACUGUGGAUAACCAUAACGGCCACCGGCAGAGUGGGACACGCUUCAGGUAAUUCUGGUACCCAAUGAGGAAGGAGCUCGGUCCCUAUUUUGGAAAUAGCUCGACUAGUAGUACAACACCAUAUGUAGGCGUCAUGUCUCAUGCCAUCUUCAUUGAUUACUUAGUAGGUAUCUAAUUCUUCCCGCCGCGAUACUACGAGAGUAAGUAGCCAGAAUCUCACGAACCUCGGGUAAGGAGAGAUGGUCGAUGUCUGUGCCUACGACGAGGAGUUCGAUGUGGCAGGGACGGUUCCGUGUUCUCCUUAUCAGCCUCUUCCUCCUCCACAUCCACCCAUUCCUCCUCUUCCCUAGCCUCCCGUUCCCGACGUUCACUCUCGGCAUAGCUCGAAGCAUACGACACCACGCGUAUGGACGCGAUCCUCUUCAGCUCAGCCUUCUGCUCGUCGCUCAAGGAUAUAGCCUCAGUAA
Annulohypoxylon maeteangense is the source of this 2253-nucleotide messenger RNA. RefSeq names its product heterokaryon incompatibility protein-domain-containing protein. The transcript is spliced from 2 exons. The record is from RefSeq and is a predicted model, not a curated record. Bases 163 to 1716 code for a protein of 517 amino acids. NCBI's taxonomy places the organism in Eukaryota, Fungi, Ascomycota, Sordariomycetes, Xylariales, Hypoxylaceae.